AUGGGAGACUCUCAAAAAGUAAAUUCGAUAAAUUAUCUGAAGGACAAUGAGAAAGUUUCAAAUGUUGCGGAAAAUGACGACACUUUAGAUGACUUUGACGAUUCAUUUGAAUCCACUCGUACCACAUCGGGAGAGACGUUACCGCUCCUAGAUUCUCAAGGGACCAAUAAUGUUCCUCCGGAGGAAGUUAUUAAGCGGCCAAAAGCACUAAUGGCUUCAUGCGGAUUGAUGGCAACUUAUGCAAUGCGUUUCAACAUGGCAAUAGCAAUCACUGCAAUGAUCAAAUCUGAUCCAAUGCAAGGAAGCUCUGCUGAUGGCACCCGCAAUGAUUCAGCCAGCGGCGUCUGUGUUUAUCCAGAGGAUGCUCUAGGAAACAAGUCGGAAAGUUCGGCAUUGUUGGAGGAAUAUGGCGAGGGGGAAUUUGAAUGGAAUGAAAAUCAACAAGCAAUGGUUCUCUCGUCAUUUUUCUGGGGGUACAUUCUUACACAAAUUCCAGGAGGUUGGGUUGUCUCCAAGGUCGGAGGAAAAUGGCCGUUCGGAUUGGGCCUUGCCUUGUCUGGGCUAAUGACACUUCUUACUCCGAUAGCAGCGAGGACAAAUGUUGGGAUGCUGUUGUAUUGCAGAAUUAUCGAGGGUCUUGGGCAGGGAUUCAUCUUUCCGGCUCUGUUGGAGAUACUUGCGGCUUGGUCACCUCCAAAUGAGAGGAGUUUUCUUUCGUCGAUGGCAUAUUCAGGUGAUGAUCUUUAG
Folsomia candida is the source of this 747-nucleotide messenger RNA. Its product is annotated as sialin-like. The coding region runs from base 1 to 747 and encodes 248 amino acids. The transcript is spliced from 4 exons. Gene Ontology annotation, molecular function: transmembrane transporter activity. The record is from RefSeq and is a predicted model, not a curated record. Lineage: Eukaryota; Metazoa; Arthropoda; Collembola; Entomobryomorpha; Isotomidae. Gene Ontology annotation, biological process: monoatomic anion transport; transmembrane transport.